Ananas comosus (pineapple) is the source of this 2898-nucleotide messenger RNA. RefSeq names its product transcription initiation factor TFIID subunit 8-like. The record is from RefSeq and is a predicted model, not a curated record. Gene Ontology annotation, cellular component: transcription factor TFIID complex. The transcript is spliced from 2 exons. Gene Ontology annotation, molecular function: protein heterodimerization activity. NCBI's taxonomy places the organism in Eukaryota, Viridiplantae, Streptophyta, Magnoliopsida, Poales, Bromeliaceae. Bases 519 to 1604 code for a protein of 361 amino acids.
AGUCCUCUCGCCACCUCUUCCCAUCCCGACUCGAUCCGCUUCUCUCUCCUCUCGGUCGCUCCCUCUCUCUCUCUCUCUCUCUCUCUCUCUCUCUCUCUCUCUCUCUAGGAUUUAACGGCGGGUUUUAGCUCCUCCCGUUUCAAAUCCUCAACGGUCGACCGAAUUCUAGUUCCCUUCUCACCUUCUCCACUCGAUCGGUGAAUUCCCCUGUUUCAUUAACCCUAGAUUUUUCAUCUUCUAGAGCUCAAUCGAUCUCGCAGUCGUGAUCCGUGGCGCUCUCUAGCAAGGUUCACGGAGAGAUGGAUUUGUGGCCAGUGGAUCAUUCGGUGAGUUCUUGAGCAUCUCCGAACUCAUCUUUGGUUCCUUCUCUCGUUCUUGUUUCGAAUGCUAUUGAAUCUAAGGUUUUCCAACCGAACUUAGUUCGAAACCCUCGUUCGAGAUCUCUCGGAUGGUUAUACUGCGGUUGAAGGUGGGGAGAUACUGAAUUUGAGGGCCAAUAAUAAUAUGAUUAAUUAGAUAUGAGCAAUGGUGGUAGGGAAAGUAGAGGUCUCAAUCAUAAAGAACAAAAGAUAAGCAACACCUCCGGUGGCGAUGAGUUUGUCCGUGCCAUUGCGACGAUCGCUAUUGCACAGAUUUUGGAGUCCACUGGUUUCCACAGCUCUCAUCGUUCGUCUACCGAUGCUCUCGUGGAGGUCUUGAUCCGAUAUAUAGCUGAUCUGGGGAGAGCUGCAACUUUUCAUGCUAAUGUAUCGGGUAGAACGAGCUGCAAUGUGUUUGAUGUCUUACAGGGGUUGGAGGAAUUCGGUUUGUCGCAGGGGUCUUCUGGUGCAUCGGAUUUCCACUGUUGCGCAGUGAGUUCUGGUGUUGUUCGAGAGAUUGCUACUUUUGUGAAGACGGAGGAAGAAAGACCCUUUGCUGCAUCCUUGCCUAGGUUUCCAAUUGCUCGAAGCCCGAAACUGAUGCCUAGCUUUGCUGAGGUUGGGAGGGCCGCAGGUGGAAAACACAUACCUGAAUGGCUUCCUUCUUUUCCUGAUACGCACACAUAUAUUUACACGCCAGUAUGGAAUGAGAGAAGCACCGACCUUCGCGCAGAUAAGCUCGAACAAGUGAGGCAGCGGAGGAAGGCUGAGAGGUCAUUGUUGAAUUUACAGCAGCGUCUUGCUUGCAAUAGCACUUCUGGGGUUUUGCCGACGGUUGAUGUUGAUUCUAAGAAAGGGAAGCAGGUGGUUGAGAGCAAUCCAUUUCUUGCUCCACCUUUGUUGAAUGGAGAGAGAGAAGUGUCGGAGAUUGUUAUUCCUAGUGAAACAGCCUCUACUAAAAGGUUUUCAGUGCUUGGGACUUUUGCGCCUGCAUUUGAAGCUGCAAAAAGUGGGAUGCUUGAUGCUGGAGGAGAUGAAAGGAGAGCUCUUCCUAACAACAGGCCCGUAGUGACCUUCAAGUUUGGAAUUGCCAAGAAAUCUAUGGCAGCGUCAUUGUCUUUGGAUAUUUCUGAUGGCAAGAAGGGUUCCUGGUUGAGGGAUGAUGAGAAGGACGACAAGAAGCGGAGAGCAGAGAUGAUUCUCAAGCAAGCCAUGGAGAACCCACAAGAACUAGCUCAGCUGUGAAGUAGUUUGUUGAUGGGCUUUCUUUCAUGUGUUGUAACAAUGUUGUUGGAAGUGUAUCAAGACUGGUUGUACUCCUGACCUCAGUUUCCUGUUGGAUUUAUUCAUGUAAGUAACGUCAGGUCAUACCAGUUACACCAUGAAUGUCUGACGCAGCAUAUUACAACUGAAAUGUUGAUGGGCUAAUUGGCAUUGGACCUUCUCUCACCACAGUCAGAUCAGUGGUUUCCUUUUUGAAUCAUCUACAGUUCUUUCAUCCUCAGAAAUUUCAGCCUCUUGAUAAUUGGCAUUUAUAAUCUGGCUGUACAGACAAUAAGGUGCUGACAACUCUUGGGUAGAACAUUCGAAUGGAAAGAUUCAUUAAUUCAUAGCAUGCAUAGAAAAAGGGGUUGUUUUUUAUGGACAUGAAGGAGUGUGGCAUUUCAGUCUUUUAUUACUCCGAUGGAGAAUAGUUCAAUUUCUCCACCCACAGCGCUGCCGCUGCGAGUUGAUGAUGGGUAUUUAACUGCAUAUUGUUUGUUGUCAUAGCCCUAUGUAAACAUUUACAAAUUGCCAGGGCUUCUAUUACUUAGGUACAGCAAGGUGGCAUAUUUAGUUUAACCCGUAAAGUCAUCUAAGGAGCUUGUCAUUCUUCAGUGGGGCUGAAUUUUUAUGUUAGCUGUGGAAGUAUUUAAUUUCCAUUUGUUCUGCCUGAUUGAGACAUCAGACAGGUUUUAUCCAGCUCGUACUAUCUAUGUGUUGACAGCGCAGGGCGCUUCUUAGUUUUUUACUUGCAUACUUAGUUCAAUGUUCAAUCAUGGUGAGAAAGAGGCCAUUGGUAGGGGUGCAGCUUUUGGCAUAUUAUGAAGUGUCUCUUUCAGUUGGUGCUUCAUCAUUCUUUUUGUAGUAUCUUCUUAUACAGGGAGAAAUGUACGAGGGAUAUUUUCAUGAAUAUGAUAUCCUAACAAGAAUUUUUCGGGGAGAGGCACCAAACAUACUGAAUUUGUUGAUUCUCGUGAUAUAGCCAUCAAUAUUAUUUGCUUCGAGGUUCUGGACCUCUGGAAUUUAAUUACAUUAAUGUCAGUCGCUGCUGUAUGAAUCCUAUUAUGCAAUGUAUACAACUUCCAUUUUGUAUAAUCUCUAGUUUUAGGUGGUUUUUCAGACUUGUUCUGAAAUAUUGUGUAACUAGCUGAUAAAAGCUUAAGAGGUUGCACAUGUAAUAGGUUCCAUAGCUCAAUGCUGUAUCUGACUGUCUAUUGUAUAAUUUCGUCUUCAUUUGUGUAAUUAUACGUUAGUUUUUUCCCCCUUCUACUGUUUA